CAGCGCCAUUUUUCAAAAUUGCAAAUAGUCCGAAAGCCUCCCUUAAAAUUACGCCUCCAUUAAGCUCCCCUUCCGCCUCCUCCGCCUCUCUUCCUGUUCCUGCUUAAUUUGGUAGCGAAACAGAGUGAGAAACCCUAACGUGCUUCUCUUCCUUUCUUCUUCGUUCUCCCAGCGAUCCUGCAUCGAGAUCACGCCAAGCUUCACGAAUCUUGUGUUUCUGUGUGAUCUGGAAGCGAUCAUAUGAUGGAUCAUUCGCGUUCUCGGCCCUCGGUUUUCCUUUUUCUUCUCGUUUGUUUGCUUUCCGCCGAGUCUUCUUGGUCACAGCGAACUAGGCCGCCGUCAAUCGCGGCGGCGCCGGUGCUCGUCCCUGCCCCUGCUCCGGCCCUUGCUCCGGCCCUUGCCCCUGCUCCUGCCCCUGGCCCGUCGCCGGAGUCUCAAUGCAACGGCAUCUACAUCUCUUACGUCAUCGAGAAGCGGGAGAGGAUCCACCCGAUCACCAGGAACCCGGCGGACCAACCCUACUCCUUCCGUGCCACCGCCACCGUCCUCAACCACGGCACCGCCGACCUCGUGUCCUGGACGCUCCUCGUCCCCUUCCGCCACGAUGAGCUCCUCGUCUCCAUCGACGGCGGCGUUCUCGCCAACGGCUCCGCCUCCGCUCUACCCUACAACACCACUAUCGAUGCAAAUGUCACUGCCUUCUCCGGCUACCCAAACACCGAUCUGAAGACUCCGAUCGAAACGGCCAACGAUCUGACGCAGAUUCAGGCUAAGAUUUCCUUGGUGGGCACCCUCUUCGGCUCGCCGCCCCCUGCGGUGCCUCUGCCUGACUUCCUCGAUCUCGGUGACCCUUCCUACAGCUGCGAGCCCCUCCCCGGUUUCAACGGCUCCGGCUCCGGCUCCGUUGAUAGGUGCUGCCUCCGCGACCCUAAUUACGUUCCUAUACCGGCCAACAUCACCGGCUACCUCGAUCGCCGAUCCGGCGAUUUAACAAUCGCCUACGACGUGCUUCAGUCCUUCGAGAGCAACUACCUCGCCCUCGUCACCAUCGAGAAUCAUAACCCCAUCGGCCGCCUCGACCACUGGUAUCUCUCAUGGGAGUGGGCGCGCGGCGAGUUCAUCUCCUCGAUGAGGGGCGCGUACCCUACGGUCGUCGACUCUUCCGAUUGCAUCUUCGGCAAGCAAGGGCAGUACUACAAGGACUUCGACUUCACCAAGGUGCUCAGCUGCAAGCAGAAUCCCGUCAUCUCCGACCUAACCCCAUGGCAAUACAAUGACACCAAUCUCGGCCGCAUCCCCCACUGCUGCCGCAACGGCAGCCUUCUUCCUACCGAGAUGGACCAGGAGCAGUCCAUCUCGGCCUUCCAGAUCCAGGUGUACAAGAUGAUGCCGGACCUCAACCGCUCCGUCCUCUUCCCGCCGGUCAACUGGAACAUCUCCGGCUCGGGUCUCAAUCCCGACUACAAGUGCGGCCAGCCCAUCCGCGUCAGCCCGGCGCAGUUCCCGGACCCGAGCGGCCUCGACUCGGAAAGCCUCGCCCUCGCCAGUUGGCAGGUGGUCUGCAACAUCACCCGCCCUAGGGGCACCAGCCCCAAAUGCUGCGUCUCCUUCUCUGCCUUCUACAACGACUCUGUCGUCCCCUGCAACACCUGCGCCUGCGGGUGCUCAACCAGCAACCGUGCCCGGGCCUGCAACGCAAUCGCGCCGGCGAUGCUCCUCCCUCCCGAAGCUCUCCUGGUGCCAUUCGACAACCGGACGGAAAAAACCCUCGCCUGGGCGGAGAUCAAGCACUACAACGUGCCCUCCCUCAUGCCCUGCGCCGACAACUGCGGCGUCAGCCUCAACUGGCACAUCGUCACCAACUACGAAAAGGGGUGGUCGGCCAGGGUGACGCUGUUCAACUGGCGCGAGGACCAGUUCGCCGAUUGGUUCGUGGCCGCCAAGAUGGAGAAAGCCUAUCCGGGCUUCGAGCGGAUGUACUCCUUUAACGGGACCAAGAUGGGCAACGACACCAUCUUCAUGGUGGGCAUGCCCGGACUCAACUACUUAAACGGAGAAACAAACGGUACCAGGGACGGCGACCCCAGAGUGCCGGGAAAGCAGCAGUCCGUGAUCUCGUUCACGAAGAAAUUGACGCCGGGCAUUGACAUCCUCGCCGGCGACGGCUUCCCUUCGAAGGUCUACUUCAACGGGGAGGAGUGCUCGAUGCCGGACACGAUUCCUACCAGUUGGGCAUUCAGGACCAGCCGACCUCGAAUCUUCACUGCUCUGGGUUUCCUUCUGCUUGCUGCUUCUCUCAUCUCCCUAGAGCUGUAGCUCUCGCUUGCCCGUUUGUCACUUGGGGCAGAGCAAAGCACGGCGUUGGAUUUCUUGUUCAUAGAAUUGUUGCAUGAUAUCUAUUUAAUAUAUUAGAAAAUUGAAUUAAACCAAGAAGAGAAUUAUAUUAUAUAUUAU
Messenger RNA from Zingiber officinale, 2454 nucleotides. Its product is annotated as COBRA-like protein 7. Gene Ontology annotation, biological process: cellulose microfibril organization. Bases 241 to 2316 code for a protein of 691 amino acids. Gene Ontology annotation, cellular component: membrane. The record is from RefSeq and is a predicted model, not a curated record. The transcript has a single exon. NCBI's taxonomy places the organism in Eukaryota, Viridiplantae, Streptophyta, Magnoliopsida, Zingiberales, Zingiberaceae.